GAGCCGCGCAGAGGUUCUAGGCGGGUGGGCGUCCAGGGUCCGAGGUUGGGAGACUGAGGGGGUCCCCCUAACUCGCCAGUGGGAGAGGGGCGGGAAGGCUGGGGGCGCUUCGAAGCGUCGGGUCCGAAUCCCGCGACUAAGCCUCCUCCUUUAUCCCCGCGCUCGACCCUGAGCCUAGGACUUGCGCCCUCUUUCCUGCCACUCCCCCCGUGCGCCCGGUGUCCCAGCCCCGGCGCCCGCCCCAUAGCCCCCUUCUCCCAGAGCUGGCGCCGUCUCACGCCCGCUGCGAACCCCCGGCUCUGUCUCCAAGCCCUCGCCCCCCGCAGCCCCGCACUCUCCCGCGGAGCCCGCCUCCACCUCGCCCCCGCCCCUCCAGCCCUCUCCCGCACGGCCCCCGCACUCCCGCCGCUGGAUUCCAGCCGAGAUUCAAGCUCCCGGGAUCCCCCUUCCCGGGCGGUCCUGAGCCGGCUAGUCUCCAGAGACAAACUCAUUUUUGUGUGUGUUUGGAGCAGUGCGUGCAAUCUACAGAUCAGUCUCUGAUGGUGGGUCGUUAACCUCAGUGGGGACUCCAAGAUUUCCAUGAAGAAAAUCAGUUGUCUUCAUUCAAGAAUUGGGAUUGUCUCUGUCUUCAGGUCUGGCUCAGAAUUCCUGCAGCUGGUGAAAAUCUGUUUUCUAGAAGAGGUUUAAUUAAUGCCUGCAGUCUGACAUGUUCCCGAUUUGAGGUGAAACCAUGAAGAGAAAAUAGAAUACUUAAUAAUGCUUUUCCGCAACCGCUUCUUGCUGCUGCUGGCCCUGGCUGCGCUGCUGGCCUUUGUGAGCCUCAGCCUGCAGUUCUCCAGCUUCAUCAGUUUUUCAGGCCCAGCUAGGUGUCUCCUCUGGGAAGCCUGUUUGGAUGCCCCUCACCCCAGACUGGUUCGGCAACCCUCAGUGCUCCACAUGAGGAGUCAAUGAGAUAUUUCAUCAAAAGCAUGGAGCACAGCGUCUGCCCCAGUUCAGCAGUCCACCUGAUCCCGGUGUCGACACCUAAGAAUGGAAUGAGUAGCAAGAGUCGAAAGAGAAUCAUGCCCGACCCUGUGACGGAGCCCCCUGUGACAGACCCCGUUUAUGAAGCUCUUUUGUACUGCAACAUCCCCAGCGUGGCCGAGCGCAGCAUGGAAGGUCAUGCCCCGCAUCAUUUUAAGCUGGUCUCAGUGCAUGUGUUCAUUCGCCACGGAGACAGGUACCCACUGUAUGUCAUUCCCAAAACAAAGCGACCAGAAAUUGACUGCACUCUGGUGGCUAACAGGAAACCGUAUCACCCAAAACUGGAAGCUUUCGUUAGUCACAUGUCAAAAGGAUCCGGAGCCUCUUUCGAAAGCCCCUUGAACUCCUUGCCUCUUUACCCAAAUCACCCAUUGUGUGAGAUGGGAGAGCUCACACAGACAGGAGUUGUGCAGCAUUUGCAGAACGGUCAGCUGCUGAGGGAUAUCUAUCUAAAGAAACACAAACUCCUGCCCAAUGAUUGGUCUGCAGACCAGCUCUAUUUAGAGACCACUGGGAAAAGCCGGACCCUACAAAGUGGGCUGGCCUUGCUUUAUGGCUUUCUCCCAGAUUUUGACUGGAAGAAGAUUUAUUUCAGGCACCAGCCAAGUGCGCUGUUCUGCUCUGGAAGCUGCUAUUGCCCGGUAAGAAACCAGUAUCUGGAAAAGGAGCAGCGUCGUCAGUACCUCCUACGUUUGAAAAACAGCCAGCUGGAGAAGACCUACGGGGAGAUGGCCAAGAUCGUGGAUGUCCCCACCAAGCAGCUUAGAGCUGCCAACCCCAUAGACUCCAUGCUCUGCCACUUCUGCCACAAUGUCAGCUUUCCCUGUACCAGAAAUGGCUGUGUUGACAUGGAGCACUUCAAGGUAAUUAAGACCCAUCAGAUCGAGGAUGAAAGGGAAAGACGGGAGAAGAAAUUGUACCUCGGGUAUUCUGUCCUGGGUGCCCACCCCAUCCUGAACCAAACCAUCGGCCGGAUGCAGCGUGCCACCGAGGGCAGGAAAGAAGAGCUCUUUGCCCUCUACUCUGCUCAUGAUGUCACUCUGUCACCAGUUCUCAGUGCCUUGGGCCUUUCAGAAGCCAGGUUCCCAAGGUUUGCAGCCAGGUUGAUCUUUGAGCUUUGGCAAGACAGAGAAAAGCCCAGUGAACAUUCCGUCCGGAUUCUUUACAAUGGCGUCGAUGUCACAUUCCACACCUCUUUCUGCCAAGACCACCACAAGCGUUCUCCCAAGCCCAUGUGCCCGCUUGAAAACUUGGUCCGCUUUGUCAAAAGGGACAUGUUUGUAGCCCUGGGUGGCAGUGGUACAAAUUAUUAUGAUGCAUGUCACAGGGAAGAAUUCUAAAAGGUAUGCAGUACAGCAGUAUAGAAUCCAUGCCAAUACAGAGCAUAGGGAAAGGUCCACUUCUAGUUUUGUCUGUUACUAAGGGUAGAAGAUUAUUGCUUUUUAAAGGCUAAAUAUUGUUUGUGGGAACCACAGAUGGUUGGGGUUGAACAGUAAGCACAUUGCUGCAAUGUGGUACGUGAAUUGCUUGGUACAAAAUGGCCAGUUCACAGAGGAAUAGAAGGUACUUUAUCAUAGCCAGACUUCGCUUAGAAUGCCAGAAUAAUAUAGUUCAAGACCUGAAGUUGCCAAUCCAAGUUUGCACUCUUCUGGCCUGCCCCAUGUUACUAUGUGAUGGAACCAGCACACCUCAACCAAAAUUUUUUUAAUCUUAGACAUUUUUACCUUGUCCUUGUUAAGAAUUUCUUGAAGUGAUUUAUCUAAAAUAAAGGUUGGCAAACUUUUUCUGUAAAGGGCCAGAUUGUAAAUAUUUCAGACUGUGUGGACCAAAAGGCCACAUACAGUCUCUGUCAUAACUACUCAACUCUGUUUCUGAAGCAGGAAAGCAACCACAGACAGUACGUAAAGGAAUAUGUGUAGCUGGGUUCGCAGGCCGGACAAAACAGAUGGUGACCAGAUUUGGCCCCUGGGCUGUAGUUUGCUGACCCCUCAUCUAAAAAAUAGGCUAUACUACAAUUGCACUUCCAGCACUUUGAGAACAAGUUGAAUACCAAGAAUUAUUCAAUGGUUCCUCCAGUAACUUCUGCUAGAAACACAGAAUUUGGUCUGUAUCUGACACUAGAACAAAACUUGAGGGUAAAUAAACAUUGAAUUAGAAUGAAUCAUAGAAAACUGAUUAGAAGAAUACUUGAUGUUUAUGAUGAUUGUGGUACAAGAUAGUUUUAAGUAUGUUCUAAAUAUUUGUCUGCUGUAGUCUAUUUGCUGUAUAUGCUGAAAUUUUUGUAUGCCAUUUAGUAUUUUUAUAGUUUAGGAAAAUAUUUUCUAAGACCAGUUUUAGAUGACUCUUAUUCCUGUAGUAAUAUUCAAUUUACUGUACCUGCUUGGUGGUUAGAAGGAGGCUAGAAGAUGAAUUCAGGCACUUUCUUCCAAUAAAACUAAUUAUGGCUCAUUCCCUUUGACAAGCCGUAGAACUGGAUUCAUUUUUAAACCAUUUUCAUCAGUUUCAAAUGGUAAAUUCUGAUGGAUUUUUAAAUGCGUUUUUGGAAGAACUUUGCUAUUAGAUAGUUUACAGAUCUUUAUAAGGUGUUUUAUAUAUUAGAAGCAAUUAUAAUUACAUCUGUGAUUUCUGAACUAAUGGUGCUAAUUCAGAGAAAUGGAAAGUGAAAGUGAGAUUCUCUGUUGUCAUCGGCAUUCCAACUUUUUCUCUUUGUUUUUGUCCAGUGUUGCAUUUGAAUAUGUCUGUUUCUAUAAAUAAAUUUUUGAAGAAUA
Messenger RNA from Pan troglodytes (chimpanzee), 3791 nucleotides. RefSeq names its product 2-phosphoxylose phosphatase 1 (gene PXYLP1). The transcript has 9 exons. Gene Ontology annotation, cellular component: Golgi apparatus. Gene Ontology annotation, molecular function: phosphatase activity. The coding region runs from base 948 to 2363 and encodes 471 amino acids. The record is from RefSeq and is a predicted model, not a curated record. Lineage: Eukaryota; Metazoa; Chordata; Mammalia; Primates; Hominidae. Gene Ontology annotation, biological process: chondroitin sulfate proteoglycan biosynthetic process; glycosaminoglycan biosynthetic process; dephosphorylation.